Molecule: messenger RNA, 2172 nt
Organism: Camelina sativa (false flax)
Lineage: Eukaryota; Viridiplantae; Streptophyta; Magnoliopsida; Brassicales; Brassicaceae
Product: primary amine oxidase 1
Biological process (GO): amine metabolic process
Molecular function (GO): quinone binding; primary methylamine oxidase activity; copper ion binding
Source: RefSeq, a predicted model, not a curated record
UAUUAAUUGUUGUCGUCUUCUUCAAUAACAACUCCAUCAAUUUCUUUUAAUGGUCUUAUCAAAAGUUUGACCAUAAAUUUUCCAUCAAUGAACAAACCAAUACUUGCCCUAGUCUUUCUCCUACAAUGUGCUAUAACUCUUGGGCUCCAUUUCCACCCACUUGAUCCCUUAACUCCUCAAGAAAUCAACAAAACAAGCUUCAUCGUUAAGAAAUCUCAUCUAGGCAAUCUCAAAGAUCUCACAUUUCACUACCUCGACUUGGAUGAACCAAACAAGAAGCACAUCCUCCAAUGGCUAUCGCCAAAUCCCUUCAAGAAACCACCACCCCCACGUCGUCGAUCACUCGUGGUGGUUCGAGCCGGUGGUCAAACCCACGAGCUCAUCAUCGACCUAACCACUAGCAAGAUCGUAUCCUCCCGCAUCUACACAGGCCAUGGCUUCCCUCCAUUCACAUUCAUAGAGCUUUUCAGAGCCAGCAAGCUUCCUCUAACAUACCCAUCUUUCGAGAAAUCGAUUCUUGAUCGAGACCUAAACAUCUCCGAGGUUUCUUGCAUCCCUUUCACCGUUGGCUGGUACGGAGAAAUCACCACGAGACGCGAGGUCAAAGCCUCUUGCUUUUACAGAGACGGUUCAGUCAACGUCUUCACGAGACCCAUCGAAGGAAUCACCAUAACUAUAGACGUUGACUCAAUGCGAGUCGUGAAGUACUCAGACAGAUUCAGAAAGCCUCUCCCUGAUAAAGAAGGUAACGACUUUAGAACCAAACACAAACCUUUCCCGUUCUCUUGCAACGUCUCCGACACAGGCUUCAAGAUACUCGGCAAUAGAGUCAAGUGGGCUAACUGGAAAUUCCACGUCGGAUUCACGGCGAGAGCUGGAGUAACCAUAUCGACGGCUUCGGUUCUUGACCCGAGAACCAAAAGGUUUCGACGAGUGAUGUAUAGAGGACACGUCUCAGAGACUUUUGUUCCCUACAUGGAUCCAACCAAUGAAUGGUACUUCCGUACGUUCAUGGACAUCGGAGAGUUCGGUUUCGGGAAAUCCGCCGUGAAUCUGCAGCCGCUCAUUGACUGCCCGCAAAACGCUGCGUAUUUAGAUGGACACGUUGCGGGACCAGACGGGACAGCUCAGAGGAUGACCAAUGUGAUGUGUGUCUUCGAGAAAAACAGUUAUGGUGCUUCUUUUAGACACACCGAGAUUAAUGUUCCAGGACAAGUGAUAAAUAGUGGGGAAGCUGAUAUUCGUUUAGUGGUUAGAAUGGUGGCCACAGUUGGAAACUAUGAUUACUUUUUGGAUUGGGAAUUUCAAAAGAAUGGAGCCAUCAGAGUUGGGGUGGGUUUGACUGGAGUUUUAGAGGUAAAAGCAACGUCGUACACGUCAAACGAGCAGAUAACAGACUGCAUCUACGGGUCGUUGGUGGCCAAGAACACCAUCGCCGUUAACCACGAUCAUUACCUAACGUACUAUUUGGACCUCGACAUCGACGGUAACGGUAACUCCUUGGUGAAAGCCAAACUCAAAACGGUAAGAGUAACUGACGUUAACAAAACGUCUUCUCCGAGGAAGAGUUACUGGACGGUCGUGAAAGAGACGGCGAAAACUGAAGCUGACGGUAGAGUCAAGCUCGGGUCAGAGCCGGUGGAGGUGUUGAUUGUUAACCCUAAUAAGAAGACAAACAUAGGAAACACGGUUGGUUACCGGCUGAUACCGGAGCAUUUACCAGUCACUUCUCUUUUAACGGACGAUGAUUACCCGGAGAUAAGAGCCGGUUACACUAAGUAUCCGGUUUGGGUGACUGCCUAUAACCGGUCAGAAAGAUGGGCGGGUGGGUUUUACAGCGAUAGGAGUCGUGGAGAUGACGGCUUAGCUGUAUGGAGUAGCAGGAACAGAGAGAUAGAGAACAAAGACAUAGUGAUGUGGUACAACGUUGGGUUUCAUCACAUUCCAUACCAAGAGGAUUUUCCGGUUAUGCCAACUCUUCACGGUGGAUUUACUCUUCGACCUUCUAAUUUUUUCGAUAAUGAUCCUUUGAUCGGGUAAAUUCGUACAUGCAUCACAGAAAAUUGGUUCUUAUGUAUUUACUUUUAUUGUUGCAUAUAUAAAUUUGUUUUCGAAUAUGAUUUUUAUUCGAUAUAUAUAGUAUUAUAGUGAGAAUGGUUUAACUACACAUUA